Messenger RNA from Daktulosphaira vitifoliae (grape phylloxera), 3825 nucleotides. It is a transcript of the gene Parg, whose product is annotated as poly(ADP-ribose) glycohydrolase. Lineage: Eukaryota; Metazoa; Arthropoda; Insecta; Hemiptera; Phylloxeridae. Gene Ontology annotation, molecular function: poly(ADP-ribose) glycohydrolase activity. Gene Ontology annotation, biological process: carbohydrate metabolic process; nucleotide-sugar metabolic process; ATP generation from poly-ADP-D-ribose. Gene Ontology annotation, cellular component: nucleus; cytoplasm. The transcript is spliced from 12 exons. Bases 222 to 2240 code for a protein of 672 amino acids. The record is from RefSeq and is a predicted model, not a curated record.
AACGUUAAAUUUAAUGUUACUCUUUUAUAUUCAUCAGAAAAAUAUUGCAUAUUUGGCAUUAAUUUUUUUUUAUUGUUGAUAGCGAAUCACGCAACAUUAUGUAGUCUAUACUACACUGUUGAAUUAUCUAAGUUUAAUUUUAACAGUUUUUUAAUUCGUAAAAAAUGAUUUAAAUAUUUUAAUAUAUUGACUAAAAUUCAAUUUUGUUUAAUUUUCUUAAGAUGCUAUGUGGUGGCAAUAUGCAUAAUGAUAACACUUGGAAAGGAACAAAUAAAAGUAUGCUGCCUAGAAGCUUUGGAAAAAAGCUAUUUCCAUUACUUAUACCCUCCCCACAACAUACAAUAUUAUUUAAGGUUUCAAAAAAUGUAAAUAGUGUCUUAGAACCAUUUCCUGAAAACUUGCAUGAUGUUUGGGACAAUAAUCAUGUAAAGUUACCAUGUUCUAAAUCCAACUUGCUUUCUGAAAAAGAAAAUGAUUUUAAAAAAUAUAGAUGGGAUGUGAUUAUUGAUAGCUUAUUGAAACCUAUUUUGACCAGUGAACAAUUAGAAAAUGCUAUUAAGUCAUAUAAUUUAAAAUACAAAGGCAUUUGGCGUUUUCAUCUUUUACAUUCAUUUUUUGAUAAUGUUUUAUCUGAAGAAGAGACUGAAGGAUUUUUUGAACAUCUUUUACCCAAAAUUAUCAAGUUAGCUUUACAGUUACCGGAAUUAAUUACAAAUCCUAUACCAUUAUUAAAACAAACUAUUAAUCAUUCAAUAUCAAUGAACAAAAAACAAAUAGCUUGUUUAUUAGCCAAUGCUUUUCUAUGUACAUUUCCACAUAGAAAUAAUAGUGGAGAAAAUUCAGAAUAUAAUACUUAUCCUCACAUUAAUUUUAAUGGAUUGUUUCAGUUAAGAGUAAAAAAUUCAGAUGACAAGUAUUUGUAUGAAAAAUUAAAAUGUCUUAUAAAUUAUUUUAAAAGAGUUACCAGUUCAAAUUUUAAAUUUAAUGGUGUAAUAACUUACUCUCGAUGUUAUUUAACUGAAAAUGAGUUACCAACUUGGUUGAAGUCAACAAAUCUAUUGACAAAUCUUCAUAUUGCAUCUGAUGGAACUAUAGAAGAAGAUGGAGAUGGAAUGUUUCAAGUUGACUUUGCUAACAAGUUUAUUGGAGGUGGAGUACUCAAUUGGGGUUGUGUUCAAGAAGAGAUUCGUUUUCUUGUUUGUCCUGAAUUACUAGUAUCACAAUUAUUUUCACAACAAAUGUUACCAACAGAAUCAAUAAUUAUCACUGGAGUUGAACAGUUUAAUGAUUAUAGUGGAUACUCACACACAUUUAAAUGGACUGGAAAUUUUAUUGAUAAUACUUUAAUUGAUGAUAAUCAUAGAAGAUAUUGCACUAUAAUGGCGAUUGAUGCUAUAUAUUUUCGAAAUCCACAAGUUCAAUUUGCUCCUAAACAUUUAAGACGAGAACUUAAUAAAGCUUACUCGGGUUUUGCUUGGGGAAACAAAUCAGAUUGCUCUGAUAUAUCAAUAGCUACAGGAAAUUGGGGCUGUGGAGCAUUUAGAGGAGAUAGUCAAUUGAAAUCUUUACUACAAUUAUUGAGCGCUGCAGAAGCAAAGCGUGACAUUGCUUAUUUUACUUUUGGUGAUACAGGAUUAAGAGACUCUAUUAAUGAUAUACAUUCAUUUUUAAAAAACAAAAAAGUUACUGUGGGAGAAAUUUGCCAAAUUUUAAUUAAAUAUAAUCAAUAUAUGUUGAGCCAUUCUAGAUCAAAUUUGUAUGAAUUUAUUUAUAAUGCAGUUUCUAACCGAGAAUUACAGAAGUCCAAAUGUGAAAAAACAGCAAAUAUUGUCGACGAUAGCAUCAAAUCUGAUGAUGCAAGCUUUGAAAAAACAAUCAAAUCUUUAUGUGUGAGCCCUACUGUUAUUGAAGCUACACCUGAAAAAAACUCUCACAAUAAAAUAGAGGAACCACUUAAACCUGAAUCUAAUUCAAAUAUAAAUCACGAAGAUCAAGUAGAUUCUGAAAAUGUGAAAUUUUUACCAGUUAAUCAGUUUAAAUUGAGAAAUGAUGAAGAUCGCUCUUUAUGUAUUCAACAACAAAAAAACAGUUGGAUUCAGUUAAAUGAUUCGAAAAAAGAUUUUCAAUCAGUAACUGAAAAAUCUGUUCAGUCUUUGAGUAAAUUAAAACGAGAAAGAGAUGAAGAAAAUGGUAAAAAAAGAGUUAAGCGUAAAAUAUCAGAUUAUUUUAAAAAAUCAUAGUUUUUUUCUAAAUUUUAUUUAAUUGUCAAUUUUAAUACUGAGUUGAUAUUGUAUAAUUAUUUUUCAACAUAAAAAAAAAAUGUAUUAUAUGUUUUCAUUUAAUUAAAAAUACUGUGAAAAUAGGACCUUUUUGUGGUUAAAUACUUAAGUUUUGAAUAAGGCAUAAAGUUCUAUAUAUGUAUAUGAAAUGUUGAGAGUUAAAGUAUAUACUUUUAUAAAAAAAUUACUACUAUUAAACAUCAUCGGCUGAAUUAAAUUCUUCGGUAACACUACAUAAAGAAUGUUUGUUUAAAGAUUGUCUUUAAGUGAAUAUGAUACAAAUUAUUUUUUAACCAAUUAAAAAUUUUCAUCUCUUAUGUUUUUGUAAAAUUUUACGCUUAUUAAUUAUACAAUGUUGUUAAAUGACAUGCUUAGAAGUGAAGUGUUAUCUGAAAUGAUUGACGUUUUAAUUGAAGGCUACGUUACUGUAAUCGGUCAUUGUUCAGGAACGCCAAUUGUAUUCCACCAAGUUGUAGAAAAAACUUGUAAAAUUCAAAAGCUCCUCCUCGAUGAUCUGGAAAAAUUGUCGCCUAUUCUGGUGCUCAGAAAACGGCAGAAAAUUUGAUAGUUUCCAAGGAUGAAAUCCCAUUCAGAAAUUUAACGAAUGACUUAAUAUAUACUAUAGUAGUUUCGAUUACAACUACAUUGACAUACAUUUCAUUGAAUCACAAAGAGGUGUUUUAGAGAUCCAUGUUAGCCACUAACAACACGCAGACAAUGAUGAGUAAAUAUAAAUGUGUGUGAUAGCUGCAUAGUUCACGGAGUUCAUAUUAAUUUGAAAAAAUUUAAGAUAGAAGUUUUUCAAAGUUUAGUACUUUAGGAAUGACACUUUGGGUGGUUACUAAAUGGUUGUUUUUAUGUACGUUGACUUGAAAAAAAAAUUCACAAUGGUCUUAUUUAUAUGGUUUUCAAUAAAAAUUUAAAAUUACUUGUUUACGAUUUAACUCUUUCCAAUGAUUGAAUAAGUAUUAAAAAGCUUAUAAGUAUGUGGAAUAAUAAGCAGAAAGAACUUAAAGCUACAGUCGAGAAUACUGGCAUAGAGUAGAGAAAAUAGGAAUGAAGAGUUAUCUCAAAAUUAAAAUGAAGAAAAAGAUAGUUUCCUGGAGAAAGUUCCAGUUUUUUUAAAAGAAUGUCAUCAUAUGGGCGAAUACUAUUCAUAAUUUUGGUAUAGGCAUUUGGCAAUUUUAAUAGAUUUUAGUUUGAAGCACUGUCAAGUUUCAUUACAAUCAAUAUGGGUAACGGUGAACUAGUUUUUUUUGUUGCUUCCUUUGAGUAAUUGAGACACAUCAAUUUAUUGUUGAGUAUAAUUUUUUGAUUCUUAUUCGACUAGAUGCGUACGAUAUAAACUAAUGUAUUAUUUCUUUAGGUAAUUUUUUCUUAGUUCUUAAGUAUAUAAAGAAAUUAAUUUUAUUUUUAACUAUAAUAAGACAUUCUAAUUUUUGUUUAUAAAAUAAUUUUUUUCUAAUUUGUUUAUCACUAAUUUUGUAUAUUAGAAAUAAACUUCUCAUUUUGUUUUUUUAUAAAUAUAUUGAAUUAUUUUACACGA